Messenger RNA from Symphalangus syndactylus (siamang), 756 nucleotides. Its product is annotated as putative zinc finger protein 56. NCBI's taxonomy places the organism in Eukaryota, Metazoa, Chordata, Mammalia, Primates, Hylobatidae. Gene Ontology annotation, biological process: regulation of transcription by RNA polymerase II. Gene Ontology annotation, molecular function: RNA polymerase II cis-regulatory region sequence-specific DNA binding; DNA-binding transcription factor activity. The record is from RefSeq and is a predicted model, not a curated record.
AUGGAACAUGGGAAGGGAGUGCUGACAUUUAGGGAUGUGGCCAUAGAAUUCUCUCUGGAGGAGUGGCAUUGUCUGGACACCGCACAGCAGAAUUUAUAUAGGCAUGUGAUGUUAGAGAACUACAGAAACCUGGUCUUCCUGGAAUGUGGGAAAGCCUAUAAUGAGGCCUCAAACCUUUCUACACAUAAAAGAAUUCAUACUGGAAAGAAACUCUACAAAUGCAAAGAGUGCGGAAAAGCCUUUAACCGGCUCUCACACCUUACUACACGUAAGAUAAUUCAUACUGGAAAGAAACCCUACAAAUGUGAGGAGUGUGGCAAAGCUUUUAACCAAUCUGCAAACCUUACUACACAUAAGAGAAUUCAUACUGGAGAGAAACCCUACAAAUGUGAAGAAUGUGGCAAAGCUUUUAAACAAGUCUCAACCCUUACUACACAUAAGAGAAUUCAUUCUGGAGAGAAGCCCUACAAAUGUGGAGAAUGUGGCAAAGCUUUUAACCAUCAUAAGAUGAUUCAUACUGGAGAGAAAUUCUACAAACCUGGAAGUUGUGACAAGGCUUGUAAGGUAAUUCAUACUGGAGAAAACUUCUACAAGUGUGAACAGUGUGGUUUGUACCUCAUCUCUUACGAGAGUGUUCAUACUGGAGAGAAACCCUAUGAAUUUACUGAAUGUGGGGGAACUGUUACUCACAUGUUGCAUUUUGUCAAACGUGGAAGUCAUGCUGAAGAGAAAUCCUCUGCUUCUAAGGAGUAUUGA